AUGCCUAUCUAUGAAGUCCACCACUCGUACCCCUUGACCCACGAGCACAAGCAAGGCCUCGCAACCGCCAUUUGCAAGCUUCACUGCACCGCCUUCGUAAGCAACUUCCCACCAUCUCCCAAACCCUGCUAUCGCUUCUUGCCCUUGCAACACCACCCAUAUAACACCAACACCAACAGACAUCCCUUAUCUGAGCCUUCCCUUCAUCCCCCCCAAACACCCCUCACGCUCCCCACCCUCCCACAAUCACCAAAAAAACUCACCCUCCCCCUCCUCAUCCAACAGACAACCCCCUCCUUCUUCGUCCACACAAUCUUCAAGUCCCACGACGCCUCGGACCGCAGCUACUUCGUGGCCGGCCAAGCGCGCGAGACCUGCACGAACCGCAUCGUCGCGCAGGUCCGCACGUCCGCCAAACGGUCCAGGGCCGACUUCGACGCUCUCGCCGAGAAGAUCGAGACCGCGUGGUACGACGAAUUGAAGGGUGGGCCGGUGGACGAUGAUGAGAAAAGCAAGAACAAGGGGAAGAGGCCGGGCGAGGUGGAUGAGUCGGAGAGGGAGGCUGAGGCGAAGAGAUUGUUGAUGAUCACUUUCUACCCCAUGAUCGCAGCGCGGGAGGCGGGCAUGACGAUCCCAGAAGCCGGCGACGAGGCGGCCUUCUUCAAGGAGCAGAUGCCGUACAUGAGGCGCAUGGCGGACGAGAAGGGCCUGGAAGAUUUCAAGGACAUGUUGCAGGAGUUGGAGGAGCGGGAGGAUUUGAAGAAGCUCGUUUCCUAG
Messenger RNA from Cyphellophora europaea CBS 101466, 777 nucleotides. RefSeq lists its product as uncharacterized. The transcript is spliced from 2 exons. NCBI's taxonomy places the organism in Eukaryota, Fungi, Ascomycota, Eurotiomycetes, Chaetothyriales, Cyphellophoraceae. The record is from RefSeq and is a predicted model, not a curated record. The coding region runs from base 1 to 777 and encodes 258 amino acids.